AUGAAUCAAGCGCGUGGUAAAAGAAACCGUGGCCUUAUCUACAAAUAUCCUCGUACUUUUGUGAUCGGGUCAACGAUCGCUGCUUUGCUAGCGUUAUUCUCUAGGCCGAUCUACGACGUGUUCUUCAGUAAAGAGCCCAUCGACUACGAAAAGGUGCUAGCAGAGCACAGGGCACAAAAAGCCAAGAGACAUGGAGUCCGUAAAGAAAGCAAAGCAGAGGUACAAGCAGUACCCCCUACUUCUAGCUAA
Molecule: messenger RNA, 249 nt
Organism: Acanthoscelides obtectus
Lineage: Eukaryota; Metazoa; Arthropoda; Insecta; Coleoptera; Chrysomelidae
Source: the annotation of a GenBank genome assembly